This is a messenger RNA of Cantharellus anzutake, 926 nucleotides long. RefSeq lists its product as uncharacterized. NCBI's taxonomy places the organism in Eukaryota, Fungi, Basidiomycota, Agaricomycetes, Cantharellales, Hydnaceae. The transcript has 4 exons. The coding region runs from base 181 to 669 and encodes 162 amino acids. Gene Ontology annotation, molecular function: protein kinase activity; ATP binding. Gene Ontology annotation, biological process: protein phosphorylation. The record is from RefSeq and is a predicted model, not a curated record.
AAGGGGCGCAGAUAGGGGCGCAGCUCAAUCCGGCGAAGCUGGCUGCUCUGAACCUCCAAAUCUGGCGUGGCUUAUCACUGGCCUAUUCGAUGUGGGGAACUCCCCGAACUGCUGGAGCCUAUAUCAUAAGGCUGCCUAGACCUUUGCUGAGCUGCUUCUCUGCACCGUGUACCGGCCAAGAUGGCAGAACUGAUAUCUGCUUCAUCCGCUUCAAGUAGUCACAUUGUUAGCGGCUCACACAAUCUGGACGGAGAGGUGAUCGAUAUCCGAACUACCGUCCCCACCCUAGGUGAUGGAGGCGAGAACAGUGUUCUCAUGGAAGUCAUACACGAGGUUGAUCUCUCGCGGGAGGAGGCGGAGCAUUUUGUUCAGCGCGUGGAGCGCCAGUUGAAGAUGCUUCGCUCUUUGAUUUAUACAAACAUUGCUCGAUUCCAAGAAUGGAUAGUGAAUCUUGAGGAUAAGACCUGGCUUCGCGCGAGAGUUACAUACGCUGGUUGUGAGGGAGGGAAAGUGAUGGAUUAUCUCAGCGCAAAUGUGAAUGCGGAUCGUCAAAGACUGAUUCUUGGGGUUUCCCGAGGGCUUUCAUAUCUUCACUCUAACGAUGUCGUUCAUGGGAAUCUCAAUCCAGUUCGUACGCUCUGGUCCACUCAUGUUGAAACCACUAGUUAGCCAAUUUACCAGAACAACGUCCACAUCGGCCAUGAUGUCGGUGAUGAGGAUCCCAUUCCUCGAAUCAGUGGCUUUGGGUUCUCGUACGCCAUGAGAGAUGAACCCGUCCACCUCAAAGUGGAGGGUGCGUUCUCUGUAUCCUUAAGAUAUGUCGCCCCAGAAAUUCUGGCUGGAGACGGAGUCCCAUGCGACCGACAAGGUGACGUUUGGUCCCUUGGAUCCACGCUGUCGCAGGUAUUCCAUAUCUUUCUGUGUAU